Penicillium manginii is the source of this 903-nucleotide messenger RNA. RefSeq names its product aromatic alcohol reductase. The transcript has a single exon. Gene Ontology annotation, molecular function: oxidoreductase activity. The coding region runs from base 1 to 903 and encodes 300 amino acids. The record is from RefSeq and is a predicted model, not a curated record. NCBI's taxonomy places the organism in Eukaryota, Fungi, Ascomycota, Eurotiomycetes, Eurotiales, Aspergillaceae.
AUGUCUUCAAUUCAUAACGUCCUUGUUGUUGGUGCUGGCGGAAACGUCGGCAGAUCCACUGUCCGCGCUCUGCUCGACGAGGGGUUUAAGGUUACUGGACUCACUCGAGAGUCAUCUACCGCUUCGCUGCCAGCAGAGGCUGAUCACGUCAGAUCUGACUUCUCUUUGGGAUCCCUUACCGACGUAUUCAAAGGUCAGGAUGCUGUGAUAAGCACCAUUUCCAGUGUCACCCCGGGUACUGCACUCGCUUCUCAGAAUUUACUCGUGGACGCCGCCAUCGCGGCCCAGGUCAAGGUGUUUUGUCCCUCCGAGUUUGGCAUCGAUACCGCAGAUUCCUCUGCAUCUUCAUACAUUCCCUUUCUAGUCGACAAAAUCGAUACAGUGUCGUAUCUCAAGAAACACCAGAACAAGAUCUCCUGGAUAGCAGUGAUUACGGGCUGCAUGUUUGACUGGGGUUUGAGAAUUCCGGGAUUCGGCGGUUGGGAUAUCUCAAAGCGCUCUGCGACUAUCUUCGAUGGCGGCGAUAUCCCUUUUGAGGCCACCAACCUGGACCAAGUGGGCAAAGCCCUGGCGAAGUGUCUUAAGAAUCCGGGUCGAACCGCGAACCGCCAUGUAUACGUGAACAGCUUCACGGUCACUCAGAAUGAGGUACUGAAGGCUCUUGAGCGAGCUAAGGGUGAAAAGUUCAAUGUGACAAAUAGCACGGUCGACGAGUUGUGGCAAGAUGGAGCCAACCAGGUGAAGGAAGGACAAGUACUAGGUGUGCUUAAAAUGAUUGCUGGUGCCGUUUACGGAAAAGGCAACCUGGCAAACUUUUCCAAGUCGCGCGGACUUUGGAAUGAGAAACUCGGCUUGCCUCAAGAAGAUUUGGAUGUUUCCAUUCAAAUGUUCCUUUCGAAUUGA